GGUUGACAAUACUGCAUGAACGUAUAUCAUGAUUUUGACGUAAGGUGCUGACUACGCAUUUUGACUUUUUAGUUUUGUCAAAUCUAAAGAGUAUAAUAUUACGGGUAACUUACUAAAUAGUAAAUAGUAUACUUUACGAAACAGUGAUCAUAUUCAAAAUAAUUUAUACAUUCGGAGUACGUGUGGAACUUGUAUCGAUGGCUCAUGGCAAUGGACACAUAGCGACACAGCCUCUACUUUAUUACUAGCAUAAUUUAAUAUCACAUCCAAAUAUAUCAUAAUGGACAAUUCAGACGGAAAGGGUGCAAGUGAUACUCCUAAAAGAAAUCCUUUUGAUGAUUUAAACAGAGAUGAUUUAAUUAUUAAAUGCAAAGGUCUCCUAGCUAUAGCACAGAAAGCCAAGCAAGCAAAAUCAGAGUGCCAGAUAGAACUUGAUAAAAUUAAGAAAAAAGAACAUGAUUUUGAAAAUGAAAAGAAAGGAUUAUUAAACAACAUUAAAACAUUAGAGGAGCUGGUAGAUUCCCUUACAGAACAAAAACUUAAUUACAUAACGGAAAUAGAUGUAGCUCAGAAUAAAAUUAAAACUUAUGAAGAUAAGUUAAAUAUUUAUGAUGAAGAAAUUAAAAAACAUAAAGCAGAUGUUAUAAUAAGAGAUCAAAAACUAGCAAAUGUUUUACAAAAACUUUCAGAUGUGGAUAGUGAAAUAACUUCACUCAAAAGACAAAACAACCGUCUCAUGGAAGAGAAUGAACAACUAAUCAGUCAAUUGACUGAAAUGGAAUCUAGAACUGUAGAAUUUAAUGAUAUUGGGCUGCAGCAAAGGGAACAACUGCAACUUUUAGAACAAAAAGUUCAAGAUGAGACAGUUUUUAAAAUCCAACUAGAGGAAUUAAGCAAUAAAAUUAUGACACUAGAGUCUAAUUUAAGUAAAAUAACAACAGAAAAGAAUGAUUUGCAAAAUGAGAACAUGAAAAAUAGAAAUAAAAUAGAGGAAUUAUCAAAUUUAUAUGAAGGUGAAAAGUCUAAAAAAGAAAAAGCAAAUAUAAAGUUAAAAAGUUAUAGGGACAAAAUUCUAAAAUGUGCAUCAUGUAUAAAUCAACUUAAGAAUUCAAGGUUCAUUUUAACUAAAACUGUUAAUGAAUAUUCAGAAAACAUACCUAAGUGGCAAAAUGAAAUAAUAAAAGCAUCUAAAAUACUUGAUGAUCAAAUGAAUGUUUUAAAUAAAGAAAACUUAUCACUUAAGGAAAGAAUAGACAAAUUAGAAAAACAAUUAACUGAAGUGAACAUGCACAAUAAGAACGCAAGUCAGGUGUUAGAAGAAAAUAUUGUACUGGAAAAUAAUAAUCUUGCACUGAAAAAUGAUAUAUCUAAUUUGAAACAACAACUUAAAGACUCCCUCGAUACUAAAAUAAAAAUUGAAAACGACCUAAGAACAUUAAAUAAAAAUAGAGACAUUGAAAUUAGUGAAAAAAUAAAAGAAAAUGACAUGUUAAAACAUGAAAUUAAUACUAAAGUCAAAGAAUUAUAUGAUAUUCAAAAGGAAAUGACCGAGAUUACUUUACAAAUAGAAAAUUUGAAAUCAGAAAAUGAGACAUUAAAAAGUAAUGAAGAUAAGAAUACAAAGGAAAAUCUGAUUUUGCAACUGAAAGCUCUCGAAAGUGAGAAAUCUAUUCUUGUGAAAGAAAAAUUAACUGCAAAAGACAAUAUCAUUGAAUUGGAAAAUCAAAAUAAAUUGCUGUCGAAUGAAAAUGACAAAAUCAAAGCAGACUUUGAAAUUGUAAAGCUUCAGUUAGAAAGUGUGUGUAAAGAUAAUGAAAAUUUAAAACUUCAAACCUAUACAGAAAGAGAUGAAAAACUUAAAGAAUUUGAAAAUAACAUAGCUAUUCUGAAUGAUCAGAAUACAAAACUUAAGAAAGAAUUUGAAAUCUUACAAGAUGAAAAUGGGCUUUUAAGAGAAGAAGUAGAGACUCUAAAAUUGUCACUAGAGCAGCCUAAAGAUAAUGUCGAAAAUUUAUCUGAUUUAAAUGUAUCUCUGCAAGCUGACUUAGCAAAGUUAGAAACAAAACUAUCAAACUAUAAACAAGAAAACUCUUCCUUAUUAAUUGAAUUAAAAGAAUGUCGAGGAAAAGUAAAAGAAUAUGAUAAUAUAGUAGUUGAGUAUGAAGAUAUCAAAACAAAAUUAUUAGGCUAUAAGACAGAAAAUAAUGAAUUGUUAAAUGAAAUGAAAGAAAUUAAUCAAGUGUUAAAGGAAAGAGGUGAGGCAAUUUCAAAAUUACAAAAAGCUAUUUCUGAAAUGGAGCAUCUCAUUGAAACACUUGAAAAAGAUAGAGAUGAGAAAAAUGAGAAGAAUGUUGAAUUACUAGACAGAAUUACUGUAUUGGAAAGUUAUCUGAAAAGCUCAGAAGAUAAUACAAACAAGAGCAAGGAAGAUAAUGAGAAACUUAUUACAGAAAGAGACACCACUCUGUCAUUAUUAAAAGAGAAAGAAUCAUUAAUAGUUACUUUAAAGGAGGAACUUGAGAGGUUGAAAACAAAUUAUUGUAAUGUAUCUGAAUUACCAAAUGAAGAUAUGUCUACUUCAACUAUAUCCAAAGCUGAGGAACAUUCUCGAAUGAAGGAUUUAGAUGAGACAUUUGAAGACAAAUAUACAAAAUUAAGAAUAUUUGCUUUAAAAUUGAAAAAGAAGUUAAAUGAAACUACUACACAGUUACAAAAUUCGGAACAAGAGAAGUUGAAACUCAAAAAGAUGCUAGAUGACAAAAACACAGAAAAUAAAACGAAAAGUAUGGAUGAGGUUGAUAGUAGUACUAAUCCCGAUAACGAAAAAUCUAAAGCUGAAAUUAUGAAUCUUGAAUCAAAAAUAAGAUCUCUUACAUCAGCAAUAGAAAAUUUAGAAGUGGAAAAAUCACAAUUAAAUGAACAAUUAGCGACGGAAAAGAGUUCACAUAAAUCUACAAAGGAGCAAUUAGAAAAGGCCAUGAGAGAUGUUAAGAAAAAGAAUGUUUUAAGUUUGGAAAUGGAAGACUAUGAAAAAUCAAUGAAGGAACUUACAACUAAGAUGGAAGAAAAGAAAAAUAAAAUUGUGCAAAUGGAGUCUACAAUUGAUGUGCAUGAAAGUACUAUAACUGCCAUGAAAACUCAAAUAAAAUUACUUGAAGAACAAAUUAAGACGGAUGAAACUCAGAACCGAGUUCUUAAAGAAGAAGUACAGCACAGUUUACAGGAAAGCAAAGAAAAAGAUAAUGUUAUUAGCACCAAAAAUAAUAUCAUAUCUAAAUUAAUGCAAGAGCUCGAAGACGAAAAGCGAAAAAAUGAAGAAGCAGACUUAGAAAUGACUUCUCUUCUCAGUGAAAAGGAGAAAAUAAUUAUGAGUUUUGGAGAAGAAAGAAUUGAACUUAAUAAUAAAAUGAAGAAAUUAGAGUUCAAAUGUGCAGAAACUAAUGAAAAUUUGAGGAUUACUUCUAUGGAGUUAGCAGAUUUAAAAACAGAGUAUACAAGUUAUAAGGUGAGAGCUCAAGCAGUGUUACGGCAAAAUCAAACAAUUGACCACAGCCAAGAAGAACAACUGAAAGAGGAAACUGCUGCACUGAAAGCGCAGACUGAAAGCUUAAGCCUUAAAUUGAAUACCCUGCAAGAAAAAUAUUCCGAACAAAGUGCGGAAUUGGAAGCGGCGCGUAAACGUGUGGCUGAGGCGAGCUUGGAUGCUUCUCGAGCUCAACAGAGAACAACAAGAUUGCAAACCGAUCUUACAAGACUCUCGCAACAGUUGGAAUCGGAGAGAGCACAACAUAAACUUCAAAUUUCAACAUUAACUCAAUGUUAUAAGUCUCAAAUAACAGAUUUGGAGGUGAAACUCCAAAAGGAAACAGAAAAUUUGCGAAAACAGCUUGCGACUGUACAAGAGUCUGUCAAAACUGGCCGAUUUGAAGAAGAUUUAAAUCGCGAUAAGUAUACUAUACCAGUGAUACCUAAAGAAGAUACGAGUGACACUGAAAUGGAUAUCAAUGUGUCUAUGAUACCUCGGGAGGAGGGAGAAGGUUCGGAAUCAGCCCCAUCACCUCCAUUAUCGAAGUCAUUCCUAUCUGGGGGUAGUCGGCGCUCACCGGUUCCAUUGGAAAGGUUGCUAGAGGAAGGCGUCGCUGAGGACGACACACUUGACACUUCGUCACUUGCACUCACACCUGAACAGGAGAUCACGGAUUUAAAGCGGAAAGUACUUACAUUACAGCAAAGGGUAAAACAUGUGACGGUAUUACUAGCGGAGUCGGAGCGGGAAUGCGCCCGAAUGUCGCAGCUAAGCGAUCUGCUCAAGUCGGAGUUGCGGCGCGUGCGCGGGUCGUCGCAGAAUGCGCACAACACGGAGUAUAUGAAGAACGUCACUUUGAAGUUUUUAACACUGCCACCGGGAGAUGAGCGAAGCCGGCUCGUUCCUGUCUUGCAAAAGAUUCUUACACUCUCCUCCGAAGAAAUGCAAAAAAUACAAGCUGUUGCCAAGGGACACGAUCCAAAUCCAAGCAAGAGUUGGGGCAGUUACUUACCAUGGCCAGGUGGCAAAUAAAGGACCUUGCAUUCCAGAAAAGCAAUAAAAUUAUCUGUGAUGAAAUAUAUUAAUUGGCUCUUACAUAAAUAUUUUAAUGGGAAAUUUUGUAACAUUUUUAUAAUUACAUCAAUUAAUUUGUAUAAUGACAUGUAAUUAGUACUAUAAUUAUAAAUUAUACAGGAUUAUUAUAAGCUUAAUUUGAAAUACAUUUAUUUAAUAAAUACUAGUUUAGUGUUAAUUGCAAUGUUAUAUUUAGUAUGGGUCUUUAAUAUGACAGAAAUCUUUAUUUAAAAUAUAGUAAUAGACUUACAUAUUUGAUCGUACAUACACAUUAAAAUUAAUAUUAAAAAUGUACAACAGGUUGACAAAGCAUAAAAUGUAACAUGGUUGUACAAACUAUGGUGUUGAUUUGUUUAUUUCUAUACUUUAAUAUGUUAGCCGCUUGUUCCUACUCCACCCGGUCGACCCGGGAUAAAAUCAAAAUCAAAUAAAGCAUGUCACUCAGAAAUAUUGUAGCUUUUUGCUAGUCAAAGAAUUCGAAGCUAAUACGUUUCAAACAAACAAACAGACAAUCGAGUAUUUAUUCUUUAUAAUAUUAGUGUUACUUAGCUGAUUGUAAUAAUAUAGUUU
Messenger RNA from Zerene cesonia (dogface butterfly), 5170 nucleotides. RefSeq names its product GRIP and coiled-coil domain-containing protein 2-like. The record is from RefSeq and is a predicted model, not a curated record. The transcript is spliced from 15 exons. Bases 281 to 4558 code for a protein of 1425 amino acids. Lineage: Eukaryota; Metazoa; Arthropoda; Insecta; Lepidoptera; Pieridae.